UGGUGCGAGUUUGGUUUCAGUCUACCGGCGGAGAACGACUGUUUCACAGGCCAGAGAAGAAACGCCAUUUUGCGUGGAGCUGAGAGGACAUUUUUCAACUUAUUUUGAAAGGUUGAACCUAAAAUGCCCAGCACACGCUCUCAGGGCCGAGCUCAGCCCACGAUUGAGUUCCCUCGACGCAAAUCCUGCAGAGUUUCCUCCGGCUCCAAGAAGCCGCCGAUCCAGACGUCCCUGGCUCUGUCGCCAACCAAACCCGAACCUCAGCCCCACGCCCCGGCUCUGACUCAGAUCGGGCCGCUCUCUCCAAGACGUCCCAUUGACCAGCCCACCCCUCUGUCACCCAUACGCCACACUUCUCUUUCUCCAGGGCGGCCAGUCUCCCUCUCGUCGCCUCUUUCACCCAGACGUGCUGCAGCCCAGUCAGCAGCACCUUCCUCCCCUGGUCUCCAAAGCCGGCUUCCUCUCAGCCCCCGAAAGCGCACAGGAGAUGACAAUGGCUGCAACCUUGGCACCGCUCUGCAUUGUUCACCUUCAAAACAGAAGAAGCUGACCCUGGCUUCACCACGAAAACCGGGCUUUGACGAGAACUCGCCCGUCCCGGCCCGCAGACAGCUGAUCCCAUCUUUAACAGGACAGACGCCCCCUCCUACUGCCAAAUCGUCUCCGAAGUGUCAGGAAACGCCCACUGGGAGCCCAAGCCACAAAAAUUUGGACAAGAAGCCACCUGUUGCUCGACUGUUUGCAGAAAAGCUGAGGUUUCAGAGUGUGAAGCAGGCACUACACACCGCCAUCCCAGAGCGCCUCAUGUCCAGGGAGGCCGAGCGGGCGUCCAUCCGGUCCUUCCUGGAGGAGAAGGUGCUUCAGUGUGUCCCUGGCAGCCUCUACAUCUCCGGAGCCCCGGGAACAGGCAAGACGGCCUGCCUCAACUGUGUGCUGCAGGAGAUGAAGGCCGAGCUGUCGUCAGUGCAGACGGUGAUGGUGAACUGUAUGAGUCUGAGGAGCUCCCACGCUGUCUUCCGAGUGCUGGCUGACAAACUGAAAGCAUCUGGCGGGCAGAACGGACUCCAGAGGAUCCUGACGGCCCCGGGGCCCACUGUGCUUCUUGUUCUGGAUGAGAUGGAUCAGCUGGACAGCAAAGCCCAGGAUGUCCUCUACACCAUCUUUGAAUGGCCGUACCUGCCCAAAUCUCGCCUCCGUCUCAUCGGCAUUGCGAACGCUCUGGAUCUGACGGACCGUAUCCUGCCCAGACUGCAGGCUCGCGCUCAGUGUCGCCCCCAGCUGCUGCACUUCCCUCCCUACAGCAGGGAGGAGCUCACUGCCAUUGUACAGGACAGACUCUCACAGGCAUCAGCUGAAGGGAUCCUCGACGCUUCAGCGAUUCAGUUCUGUGCCAGGAAAGUUUCGGCGGUGUCAGGAGACGCUAGGAAAGCUCUGGAUAUCUGCAGGAGAGCCGUUGAGAUUGUGGAAUCUGACGAGAGAAAGAAAGGAAGCGAUCCAAAAGGUGAAACUAAAGCGUCUCGGGUCAGCCUCCCUCAGGUUGCGAGGGUGCUGUCGGAGGUGUACGGCGACCGCAUGGCGUCUCAGAGCGGCGGCUCUGAGGGCGAGAGUUUCCCCCUGCAGCAGAAGCUGCUGGUGUGCUGCCUGCUGCUGCUCAUUCGCAACGGGAAGAGCAAAGAGAUUGGCCUGGGAAAGCUCCAUGAGGUUUACAGCCGCCUGUGUGCUCAGAGGCAGGUGUCCGGAGUGGGUCAGGGGGAGUGUUUGUCGCUCUGCAGUCUGCUGGAGAGUCGGGGAAUCUUUGCUCUGAAAAAAGCCAAAGAGGCUCGUCUCACUAAGGUGUUCCUGAAGAUUGAGGAGAAAGAUGUUGAAAACGCUCUGAAGGAUCGAACGCUGCUGGGCAGCAUCCUCGCUGGAGGACUCCCUUCAUGAUCUUCUGACCACUUAGUCUUUUUAACACUUGAUAAUAUAUAUAUUUUUUUAUGUUGCACGAUGAGCCGAGAUUUUUCAAAGAUGUAUUUUUUUGUUCCGAUUUUUGAUGGGAAUUUGUACAGUUUUUAAUGAAGUUGAGUUAAAAGUGAACUCACAUCAAAUGACAGCAUUUGUUGUUUUUGGAUUUGAAAUGUUUCCUUUUAUGUUGUAAGUAAAUGC
Messenger RNA from Archocentrus centrarchus (flier cichlid), 2145 nucleotides. It is a transcript of the gene cdc6, whose product is annotated as cell division cycle 6 homolog (S. cerevisiae). The transcript has 12 exons. Lineage: Eukaryota; Metazoa; Chordata; Actinopteri; Cichliformes; Cichlidae. The record is from RefSeq and is a predicted model, not a curated record. Gene Ontology annotation, biological process: DNA replication initiation; mitotic DNA replication checkpoint signaling; cell division. Gene Ontology annotation, cellular component: nucleus. The coding region runs from base 124 to 1926 and encodes 600 amino acids. Gene Ontology annotation, molecular function: DNA replication origin binding; ATP binding; ATP hydrolysis activity.